Molecule: messenger RNA, 575 nt
Organism: Bemisia tabaci
Lineage: Eukaryota; Metazoa; Arthropoda; Insecta; Hemiptera; Aleyrodidae
Source: RefSeq, a predicted model, not a curated record
GUGUUCCCAGGCGUGCGGAUAUUUCCGCGCCGCGCGGACAUUCCCUAUACCCGCGCGGACAGCGUACGGACAAAAACCUUAUGGGAAAAUUUUUCCCUAUCUUAUUUUGUCCGUACGCUCGCCCGGCCCUGUCCGUGCGUCUGUUUAUCCGCUUUUCUUUGCAAUAUUUAUUACUUUUGCGUAAGUUAUUGAUACAAUGAUGUUUAGUAUGAAAGCCGGGUAUCGUUUGGGAACAAAUUACAUACUUUUCGCAUUAAUUAUAUUGUAUUCUUAUCAAAAUUCAGUCAUUUCAUUUAUGUCCGUGCGCCCGCCCGGCCCAGUCCGUGCAUCUGUUAAUCCGCUUUUCUUUGCAAUAUUUAUUACUUUUGCAGGACAUAGGUACUUGAAUGUCACAAGAGAUCAAGAGAACAUCAACAUCAUCAACAAAACAACAAAACAGCCGGAGCCGGAACCGGAAACGGAAACGGAAUUCACGGAACACGGACGGAGCACGGAGCGGCACGGAUAUACACGAGCCUCCCCGAGUUCAUCCGGAGAGCGUACGGACAUUUUAAGAUAGGAGCACCUGGGAACAC